This is a messenger RNA of Archocentrus centrarchus (flier cichlid), 1682 nucleotides long. RefSeq names its product CWC25 spliceosome associated protein homolog (gene cwc25). Gene Ontology annotation, cellular component: U2-type spliceosomal complex. Lineage: Eukaryota; Metazoa; Chordata; Actinopteri; Cichliformes; Cichlidae. Gene Ontology annotation, biological process: mRNA splicing, via spliceosome. Bases 138 to 1343 code for a protein of 401 amino acids. The transcript is spliced from 9 exons. The record is from RefSeq and is a predicted model, not a curated record.
AACAGGAUGUACACAAAACGCGUCACACUCGAGCGUCGGUAGCUCCAUUUUCCAGCUGGUGUAAAACUUUCGUGGUUUCGUCUUCAGUCGGUAACGGUGAUUUUUCUCUUUGGGCCCGAAAAGAAACGCUUUUCAAGAUGGGAGGCGGCGAUCUGAACUUGAAGAAGAGCUGGCACCCCCAGACUAUGAAAAACAUCGAGCGUGUCUGGAAAGCUGAGCAGAAACAUGAGGCUGAACGCAAGAAGAUCGAGGAGCUCCAGAAGCAGCUGAAGGAGGAACGAGCCCGAGAGGAAAUGACAAAAUACGCAGAGGAAACCGGCGUCCUAAAAAAAAAGGACGAUCGGCUGGACUGGAUGUACCAUGGUCCUGCCGGGCAAGUGUCCAGGGAUGAGUACCUGCUUGGGCGCCCCAUUGACAAGCAGAUCACUGACCAAUACGAGGAGCCAGAGAGCGGUCCCUCAGCUGAGACUGGCCUCCUGCCAGGGUCCAUCUUCAACCCCGCCACCCCUGCCUCCAGCCUCGACCUCGCCACCAAGAUCAGGGAAGACCCCCUGUUUGAAAUCAGGAAACGUGAGGAAGAAAAAAAGAGAGAAGUUCUAACUAAUCCAGUAAAGAUGAAGAAAAUCAAAGAAAUGCUUCGUCAAAAUCUCGACAAGAAAGACAAGAAAAAGAAGAGGAAGAAGGAGAAGAAGGAGAAGAAAGGCGACAAAGACAGGAGGAAGGAAAAGAAGCAUAAGAGAAGGAGUUCCAGCUCAGAGGAGGAAGAUGAGAAGAAACACAGGUCACACUCACGAGACGAGUCUUCACACACCAAAUCUCAUUCUCGUCAUCAUCAUCCAGGCUACGGCCUACAGCUCCCUGCCGGCAGACACCAGCAGACCUCGGCCCCCUCCGCUCAGUCAGGGCGCCGUGAGAGGAGCCGAUCCCGAUCACCUCACAGAAACUACAAGGACAGCCGCUCCUACUCUUCAUCCUCCUCACAUCGGAGUGACAAGAAGCUGGAACCCAGAGCUCCCAGCCCACAAAAAGACCGUUACCACAGACAGAAGAACCACGUGUCCACGAAGCUCUCUGCAGAGGAGAUGCAGCGAAAGAGGCGUGAGAUGAUGGACCAAGCCAAGCAGAGGGAGGAGGACAGGGAGAACAACGUGAAGCGCUACAAGAGGCAGGACGAGCAAGAGAAACAGAGGGAGCAAAACGUCAAGCAUGACCGCCACACUGGCUUCAUCCACAACAUGAAGCUGGAGAGUGCUGCUAGCUCCUCGCUGGAGGACAGAGUGAAGAGGAAUAUCCACUCCAUUCAGAGGACGCCGGCCUCCCUGGAAAACUUCAUGAAGAGAUGAAGACACAAAACGUUACAGUUUAUGAACUGAAUUAAAACACUUGUAAAGGCUGCCUCACACCAUUUUAUCGCUUUUUAAAAGUGGGCUGAGGCAGACGUGCCGGGAGCCUGUCAGGCUUUUAUUUUGAAAAGCAGACGCCACAGUAUUCAUAUGUACAAUGCAAAAGGUCUGUGAUCAUCUGUUUAGCUACUUUCUUCAAUCAGAUAACUGUUUAUAAGGUUCAUGUAGAUUCGUGCAGUUGAUUGUUUUUCCAUGAUGACAGGACCUCUUUUAUCUCCAAUGUUUUUGUAAAUUUGUUUGGUACUGUGAGUAACAGCUGGUAUUAAAAACUCAGUUUCU